AUAUGUCUUUUUUGAUGUCACGUCAAAGUCACUCCGCGACAAGGGGGCGUGUCCUUAAGAAGAAGACCUCCUGAUUCCAGAUGUAACGCCAGGAGCGUCAAUUCAGGUUUCAAAUCUCCAGUUCAGAAGCCUAACAUGGAGAAAUCUCCAGUGUGCCCUGAGGAAGAAGUCAAAGAGCUCAAGAAAACACUGGAUGGGCUGAAUUCAGAGAUCGCCUUGUUGGAAAAAGAAGGAUUCGUUGUACAGGAGCUGGAUCAACACAUAGACCUGCUGCACGAAUACAAUGACAUCAAAGACAUCGCACAAACUCUGCUGGGUAGAUUAGCCGGCGUGCGUGGUGUGACCACACGAGACUUGUACAGUCACUUUGGCCUCGAGUUGGACGACUGACUGAGCUUCAUGAGAAGAGAUCGAGUAACUGGAAGGCAUCUUAAUCUGAAUUAGUUUUAUGUCUUUGUAGCAAAUACACCAGUUAGUGUUGUUUUCUUCAUGCUGUUGUGAUAGAUGAGACAAAUUUAGAAGUUUCAGUACAAUUAACGCACUUAAAAGAAAUAGUUCAGCUAAACAUUUGCUCACCCUCGGGUCAUCCAAGCUGUAGAUGAGUUUUUUUCAUCAGAUUUGGAGAAAUUUAGCAUUACAUCACUUGCGCACCAGUGGAUGCUCUGCAGUGAAUGGGUGCCGUCAGAAUGAGAGUCCAAACAGCUGAUUAAAACAUCACAAUAAUCCACACCACUCCAGUCCAUCAGUUAACAUUGUGUGAAGGGAAAACCUGUGUGUUUAUAAACAAUAAGAUGUUUUUAACUUCAAAGCAUUGUUUCCGGCUAAAAUAUCAGUCCUUAAUCCAUAACAGUACUUUCUCCAGUGCAAAAGUCGUCUCGUCUGAAUCAGGAGAGAAAUAUGCACAGAUCAAUCACCGUUUACAAGCAAAAAACUGUUCUAAACAAAUAUUAAGAAGGAUUUUGACAACAAAGAAUGGACUUUUUCCCUGGAGGAAGCAUUAUUAUGCAUAAUGAAAUCAUAUUUUGGGCAAAAGCAACCGUUUUAAGUUCUUAAUGAUGGAUUUGUUUCUUACAAACAUGCAGCUUUUCACUUCUGACGGCACCCAUUCACUGCAGAGGAUCCACUUUAGUACGUGAUGUACUGCUAGAUUUCUCCAAAUCUGUUCUCAUGAAAAAACAAACUCAUCUACAUCUCGAAUGGCUUGAGGGUGAGAAAAUUUCAGCCAAAUUUUAGCCUGAACUAUUCCUGUAACUCUGAUUUCAUGAAACGUAUAAACCUUUAAAGAAACGAAAAGGCUUCUGUCAACAUUUUGAGAAGAAUUGCCUCAGAGUUUAUCUCAGCUCCAGCAAUGCACACAGUUUUCCUCACGCUGUGUUUGUGCCAAAAGCAAGGUGUUAUUGUUCAUGAGAAAUUGUGUAUGAAAAACAUGUCUAAUCCCAUAAACUUGUCAUUCAAAUCGGAUGAAUUAAAGGAAUAGUUCACCCAAAAAUUACAUUUCUGUCAACAUUUCCUAACCUUCAUGUUGUUUCAAAACCUGUCUGACUGACUUUCUUAGUGAAACCCGAGAUGAAACUUUGGAGAAUAUCCACACAACUCUUAUUUAGACUUUAACAGCCCAUUCGCAUUGUAUGUCCAAGAGCAGCAUGGACAUUCUUCAAAACAUCGUAUUAUGUGUUCCACUGAAGAAAGUCAGUCAUUAAAGUUUGGAACAGUGUAAAUAGUAAUAUAGUGUUUGUUUAUGGGUGAACUAGUCCAAAUUAAUUUAACUAUGUUUUACUGUUGAUUUCCAAUUUCAGUUUGUAAUUGUCUAAUUACAUAAAAUGAACAUAUAUAUUUUUUUAUGUAUAUGCAAUAUUUGUGUGAUUGAUCAAAUGUUUUGUGUCACAAAAACUGAUCCAACUGUGUUAAAGUUUAACUAAUUACACUUUAUGAAAGUUAUGAUCAUGAA
Molecule: messenger RNA, 1948 nt
Organism: Cyprinus carpio (common carp)
Lineage: Eukaryota; Metazoa; Chordata; Actinopteri; Cypriniformes; Cyprinidae
Product: DNA repair protein SWI5 homolog
Biological process (GO): double-strand break repair via homologous recombination
Cellular component (GO): Swi5-Sfr1 complex; Swi5-Swi2 complex
Source: RefSeq, a predicted model, not a curated record